This is a messenger RNA of Trypanosoma rangeli, 825 nucleotides long. RefSeq lists its product as uncharacterized. The transcript has a single exon. Lineage: Eukaryota; Euglenozoa; Kinetoplastea; Trypanosomatida; Trypanosomatidae. The coding region runs from base 1 to 825 and encodes 274 amino acids. The record is from RefSeq and is a predicted model, not a curated record.
AUGGAGAAUGAAAGUGAUUACCAAAACUGGGGUAUUUCCAAGGAACUUGAGGCCGUCUCAACGCCACUGACCCCAACGCCUCUGCUUCCUUCGGCGCAUCUCCUUUCCUCUGUGUGUAUCGAGACUACCAGAGAACGUCUUGCACUUUUGCACAGUAUCAUUCAGCGUUCACUGGAGCACGCGGAGAUUCCAAGCCCACCGACGAAUAAGGUGCAUGUAACUUUUCCUACUCCCGAUUGUCAAGGAUCCUCAGCGUCGACGACGGGAGAAACUGCCCACCUCAACUCCAUGGAACAGCUUGUGCUGGCCCAGUUUGAGAGCCUGGGUCGAACUGACAUUUUACUGGGACAGUCGGAGUCGUACGCUGCAGCACGAGAAAGGUGGUAUAGGGAUAUGAUGCUGAUGAAGAUUCAGAUUUGGGGGGCGCAUGCCUUUUCUUCGUUUGACAACAUCUCUUUAACAGGGGAAUUGACGAACUGUGAAACAUUCCACUGUAAUACAAAGAGUGUGGUUGCGAAGGUGUCCUAUGCAGGUGUGGAUGCUGCUACCAUGACUGUACCUUCUUUUUCCGUCAGGGAAGCCUUGAUGAGUCUAUUGUGGCAGGAAAACAAUGAGCGUCAGACCUUGUUACUGGAAGAAAUAUCGGAGUUUAAUGCUCUUAUUCUGGGCAUUGGUUCGGCUGGGCACUAUUUGGUGUUUUCUAAAAGGCGGGACGAGUUGGUGGGGAACUUGAGGAGGGUGCUGUUGCAGCCAAGCAUCAGACCAAUGACAUUGCGCAACUUCUCGUUCGGUGCGAGGCUGAAGAAGUCGCAGAGGCGGAAGUAG